This is a messenger RNA of Exaiptasia diaphana, 1354 nucleotides long. Its product is annotated as 26S proteasome non-ATPase regulatory subunit 4. Gene Ontology annotation, cellular component: cytosol; proteasome regulatory particle, base subcomplex; nucleus. Gene Ontology annotation, biological process: proteasome-mediated ubiquitin-dependent protein catabolic process. The record is from RefSeq and is a predicted model, not a curated record. Gene Ontology annotation, molecular function: polyubiquitin modification-dependent protein binding. NCBI's taxonomy places the organism in Eukaryota, Metazoa, Cnidaria, Anthozoa, Actiniaria, Aiptasiidae. The transcript is spliced from 8 exons. Bases 64 to 1272 code for a protein of 402 amino acids.
CCUGACUCACAAUCGAGAAGUUAGUUUUUUUCUCGUUGAUUUGUCUUCUAUUUUCUUACCAAAAUGGUACUAGAGUCUACUGUUGUGUGCGUCGAUAAUAGUGAAUGGACGAGAAAUGGCGACUUUUUGCCGACAAGAAUGCAAGCACAACAAGAUGCCGUUAGUUUAAUCUGUCAUUCUAAAACACGACAAAAUCCUGAGAAUAAUGUAGGACUUAUGACCCUUGCCAGCCUGGAGGUAUUGGUGACUCUAACAACAGAUGUUGGUAAAGUCUUGACAUGUUUACACAAAGUCCAACCUAAAGGAGAUGCACAUUUUCUAACUGGCGUAAAGAAAGCACAUUUAGUUCUCAAGCACAGGCAAGGCAAGAAUCAUAAAAUGAGAAUCAUUGUGUUUGUAGGAAGCCCUAUUGAAUCAGAUGAAAAAGAGAUUGUCAAACUGGCAAAAAAACUUAAGAAGGAGAAGGUCAAUGUGGACAUCAUUAACUUUGGUGAAGAGUCCAUCAAUACUGACAAGUUGACUGCUUUUGURAGUACUCUGAAUGGGAAAGAUGGUAAUUUAAGUCAUCUUGUUUCCAUUCCACCUGGACCUGCACUGUCAGAUGCAUUAAUAUCAUCACCAGUAGUGGCAGGAGAAGAUGGGGCAGCAGGCAAUCUUGGAGCUGGGUUUGAGUUUGGUGUUGAUCCUAAUGCGGACCCUGAACUUGCUCUGGCUCUACGUGUUUCUAUGGAAGAACAAAGACAAAGACAAGAGGAAGAAUCCAGAAGAACAGCAACUGCAAGCCAAGAAGCUCCAACAACUCCCGGACAAGUUGCUGACAGAGAGGAAGCCAUGCUACAGCAGGCUCUUUCCAUGUCAGACACACCAGAGGUGACAGACACACCUGUACCAGUAGCGACGCCUAAUGUUGACUUUGGAUCUAUGUCUGAGGAGGAGCAGAUUGCAUAUGCAAUGCAGCUAUCUUUGCAGAGCAUGCAAGAUGCAGAUGAUGGAGAUAGCUCAAGGCCAGACAGUCAUGCUAGGACUGAGUCUCAGCAGUCUGGUGCUAGUGCCAUGGAAACUGACAGCCAGGCUGAUGAUAAAAACCAAGACUUCUCUGAAGUAAUGGCUGACCCAGAYUUCCUACAGAGAGUCCUGAGUACACUCCCAGGCGUGGACCCCAGUAGUGAYGCCAUUCAAAAUGUAAUGGUGAACCUAACACAGCAAGAUAAAACACAGGAUGAAGAUAUGGAGAGUGAUUCUAGUGAUGCUAAAAAAACUGACAAGAAAUAAUCUUAUGCUUGUAAAUAAUAACAUUGUCUUGAGUUUAGAGUGUUUUGCUUUGAAAUARAUUAAAGUAUGAAAAGUACAGGUG